GGGGAAAGGCGGUCUGAAGACCUGACAGAGUGAAGCCAGUCUGUUUCUGGCAGCUCUCGGAGCAGUCGAGGCUAGAUUGACGCAGCCUGUCCGUUCAGACCCCAGCACCAUGCCCAUGACACUGGGUUACUGGGACAUCCGUGGGCUAGCGCAUGCCAUCCGCCUGCUCCUGGAAUACACAGACUCGAGCUAUGAGGAGAAGCGAUACACCAUGGGAGACGCUCCCGACUUUGACAGAAGCCAGUGGCUGAAUGAGAAGUUCAAACUGGGCCUGGACUUCCCCAAUCUGCCCUACUUAAUUGAUGGGUCACACAAGAUCACCCAGAGCAACGCCAUCCUGCGCUAUCUUGGCCGCAAGCACAACCUGUGUGGGGAGACAGAAGAGGAGAGGAUUCGUGUGGACAUUCUGGAGAAUCAGCUCAUGGACAACCGCAUGGUGCUGGCGAGACUUUGCUAUAACCCUGACUUUGAGAAGCUGAAGCCAGGGUACCUGGAGCAACUGCCUGGAAUGAUGCGGCUUUACUCCGAGUUCCUGGGCAAGCGGCCAUGGUUUGCAGGGGACAAGAUCACUUUUGUGGAUUUCAUUGCUUACGAUGUUCUUGAGAGGAACCAAGUGUUUGAGGCCACGUGCCUGGACGCGUUCCCAAACCUGAAGGAUUUCAUAGCGCGCUUUGAGGGCCUGAAGAAGAUCUCCGACUACAUGAAGUCCAGCCGCUUCCUCCCAAGACCUGUGUUCACGAAGAUGGCUAUUUGGGGCAGCAAGUAGGACCCUGACAGGGUGGCCUUAGGAGAAAGAUACCAAAUCUCCUGGGUUUGCCAGGAGCCCUAAGGAGCGGGCAGGAUUCCUGAGCCCCAGAGCCACGUUUUCUUCCUUCCUUCCAUUCCAGUCCCCAAGCCUUACCAGCUCUCAUUUUUCGGUCAUCAAAUCCCUGCCCAACACAGGCUCUUAAAAGCCCUAGCAACUCCUUUCCAUUAGCAAAAUAGCCUUCUAAAGUUAAAGUGCCCCGCCCCCACCCCUCGAGCUCAUGUGAUUGGAUAGUUGGUUCCCAACGUGUGAUUAUUUUGGGCAGGUGCAGGCUCUCUGGCAGAUGGGGUCUAUCUGGAGACAGUAGAUUGCUAGCAGCUUUGACCACUGUAGCCAAGCCCCUUUUCUUGCUGUUUCCUGAGACAAGCUAUGAGCAAGGUGUGCUGUGUCCCCAGCGCUUGUCACUGCAUCUGUAACCCGCUCCUAUCGCUCUUUCUUCCUGCUGCUGUGAGCUGUACCUCCUGACCACGAACCAGAAUAAAUCCUUCUCCCCUUA
Rattus rattus (black rat) is the source of this 1301-nucleotide messenger RNA. Its product is annotated as glutathione S-transferase Yb-3. The transcript is spliced from 8 exons. Gene Ontology annotation, biological process: glutathione metabolic process. NCBI's taxonomy places the organism in Eukaryota, Metazoa, Chordata, Mammalia, Rodentia, Muridae. The coding region runs from base 110 to 766 and encodes 218 amino acids. The record is from RefSeq and is a predicted model, not a curated record. Gene Ontology annotation, molecular function: glutathione transferase activity.